UCGGGCGGCCGCGGCGCGAUGGAGGCGCCCGCCGAGCUGCUGGCCGCGCUGCCCGUGCUGGCCACGGCGCUGGCGCUGCUGCUCGCCUGGCUGCUGGUGCGGCGCGGGGCGGCCGCGAGCCCAGAGCCCGUGACCCCGGCCAAGGCCCCCGGGACCUCCGCACCACCUUGCGCCCCAGAGCCGGCGGCCGCGCCGGAGGGCCCGGGGGAGCUCGAGGGGCCGGGGGAGCGAGAGGCGGCGCCGGCGGAGGCGGAGGAGCAGGCCGCCGAGGCCAAGCAGGAGGAAGAGGAACCAGAGCAGGAGGAGGAUGGCCGGGAGAGCCCACCCCAAGCAGGGCCUGAGGAAGAGGAGGGGGGAGAGGUCUUCUCCUUUAAAUACAGCCCUGGGAAGCUGCGGGGAAACCAGUACAAGAAGAUGAUGACCAAAGAGGAGCUGGAGGAGGAGCAGAGGAUUGAGCUGACCUCUGACCUCACUUCCCUGUAGCAAGUUCCUUAGGUCCUGAGCCACACAUAUUCUUGCAAAUCCUUUUGAACCGAAGAAUAAUGAAGUUAUCCUUAGCCUCCUGCUAAAGGCUUUUCCUUUUGGCAUCUAAAAAGCUUGAGAGAUAAAAUGGAAAUCCCCAGAGCAGAGCCAUACAGGCUCUGGCCAGCAUAAAUCCGCGGGGACCCAGACCCUCCGUCACGACCUGCCCCUUGGCGGGGAGGGUGCUGGGAGUGCCUUGGCCCCCCCACCCCAGGGUAGAGGUGUUCCUCCCAGUUGGUGUGGAUUGCUUGGUUAAGCCAGGGUUUUGUAGACUUUGGUCUUUCUUAUCGCUGAACCCUGCUCUCCCCUCACCCUUCACAUCUGUGAUGUCCCCAGUGACAGACACCUUGUCAUUGCAAAACCAUUGUAGCUUCCUUCCAGUGCCUCCCCCUACCCUCUACUGGCCUUCUCCUUCACUGGAGCCAAAACGAGAAAGACUCUGAGGCAUUCCAGACAGCUGAGGCCAAGCUCCUUCGCUCUUAGCCGGCUCUGGGGUGGCUGACUGUCCUCCUUUCUCUGGGGGCCCACUUCCCUCUUUCUGGCUGGCUGGCUCGGUGGCAGGGGGCGAGGGAUGCCAUGUUGAUGGUCCCAGAGCAGGGAACAAGUGCCAGCCCCAUAUCUGUGUUGCCCUUAGUCUCUGCAAUCCGGUCGUCUUGGGGCUCAGGGGCCUUUUCCCUGAUGCUCUUACCAGCUCAGCCGAAUCUCCACCUUCCCUUCGGCAGAAGCAGUAGGAAGAGUGAGCUUGAAGUAGAUUUCUGGACUGUGCCGUUCCCUAGAAGGUGUCCUAGACAGAUCAGAAUUUCACCAGAUAGUGAGAGCAGUCCCAGAUCCGUUUCUUGGAGUUUUAUACUGGACAGUAUUUAUACUGUAUGAGACUAAUUGGCAGUUUUUAGAUGUGUUGGUUAAAACAUUUUUUUUUUUAAGCAGUAAGUUUAUAGAGAAAUUUUUUGCCAUUUAAUGGAAGGCCAGGAUGCCUACCCCUGGGGCAUGUUACAUUCCCAGUGACCUCCUCCUCUGGGCCUAAAAGCUUAGGUUUGGGGGCGGAGAGCAGACCAGGCAAUAGUGGGUAAGCCACGCUGAGCCACGGAACGAGGAGAUGUAUGCUUGGUGGCACAUAGGUCCCCACACAGCAGUAAGAACGGCCCUGCCCAGGCUGGGAUCUUACGGAUCCAGUAAGUAGGUGACUCCCUCCAGGUUAGUUAUCUAACUAGUUAGUUGUCUCUUCCUGCAGGGCCUUGUAGGAACCAGGCCUUACUCCUGAUAGCUUGGAUCUGUGUAUUCGGCCUUUGUUCAGCCCAAUAAACUUGGAGUAGAUGAUCUC
Molecule: messenger RNA, 1843 nt
Organism: Enhydra lutris kenyoni (northern sea otter)
Lineage: Eukaryota; Metazoa; Chordata; Mammalia; Carnivora; Mustelidae
Product: matrix remodeling associated 7
Exons: 5
Coding region: 19-483 (154 amino acids)
Source: RefSeq, a predicted model, not a curated record